GCCCGACUACAACAUGAAGUCCGACAUCACGGAAACAAAAAUAGCGAUUGAAUGUGAAAAGUAAAGGGAAGCUGACGGCUGAUUGAGUCAAAACGACAAUCAAGAAAAAUGCCAAUUUAUUCACCUCUCCCGCCACCAAUACAGGAACCCCAAUUGCAAAGUAUUUCUGUGUUGAGUCGGCGAGUGUUCAACGCAGCAAAACAUGGUAAGGCCAUAACUUUGGGGGCGCUACUUCACGACAAGUCGCCGGCAAUAACAAAGUUAGUUCUUUCCGAAUUGAUCGAGAAUGACGAUUACAAAUGUACCUCGUUAGUUGCUGCUGCUCGAAACGGGCACAACACUGUGGUGAAAUUGUUACUUGACCAGUAUGGUGUAGACACAGAGCAGACAGGGACAGUUAAAUUCAAUGGGUAUGUCAUUGAGGGCGCUACGGCUCUAUGGAGUGCCGCAGGUGCUGGUCACUACGACGUUGUGCAGUCCUUGGUUCAACACAAAGCGGAUGUGAACCACUCCACAGUGUCAGAUUCCACACCACUGAGGGCAGCAUGCUACGAUGGAAAGUUGGACGUGGUGAAAUGCUUGGUGCAGAAUAACGCCAAUAUUCACAAGCCUAACAAAUAUGGCAACACGUGCAUCAUGAUAGCAAGCUACAAAGGACAUUACGAUGUUGUGACGUACCUUCUGGCUAAUGGGGGAGACGUGAAUGCCCAGGCUAACUGUGGUGCUUCAGCGAUGCAUUUUACGGCCGAGUGUGGUCGGUUGGAAAUAGUGAAGCUUCUUGUGCAACAUGAUGCUAAAAUGCUCAAGAACGAGCACGGACUAACGCCACUCAUGGUCGCCUGUGAUAACGGCAUGGCCGAGGUUGCCGAGUUUCUUAUGUCUUUGCCAGAAGUUUCCAAGACAGAGAAAAUCCAGGCUCUUGAAUUACUGGGAUCAUCCUAUGCAAACGACAAGGAACAUUAUGACAUCGCUAAGACAUAUCAUUAUUUUUACCUGGCUAUGCUGCAUCGAUACCUAGACACGGAAGACAGUAAAGUCAUCAAGGAACCAACUGAACCACAUGCGGCGUACGGCAACCAUAGAGAAUGUGCAACAUUGAAGGAGCUCAAAGAUAUCAAGAAUGAACACUUUUCUCUUCAGAUGGAGGCGUUGAUCAUUCGAGAACGAAUCCUCGGCCAGCAGAAUCCAGAACUUCUCCAUCCGAUCAUCUUCAGAGGGGCGGUAUGUGCAGACAGCAUGCAGUUUGCAAACUGCAUCACACUAUGGAAGCACGCUAUGGACAUCCGGCAGCGGCUGACUCGCUCCAUCCAGAAGGACAUCCUACGCUUCGCUCAAGUCUUCUCGCAGAUGAUCCACAUUGGGGAGGACGUCUCCUUUGUGGACAUUUACCAUAUACUCACAGCUGCGUUGAUGGAGCUUGAAAGCUGGCAGGACAAACUGAAAUCUGCCCAAGAAGAGGUGGAGAUGAAAAUGUUGCAAAGUGUAUUUGAUGCCGACAUUCUCACAACACUCUACAUCUUGAUGGUCAUAUCUAACAGCAACGUUACGAAAACAAAAGAGCAAGAGUAUUUGUAUAAGAAACUUGUGUACCACUUUAUCUCUAUCGACCCAAGAACUUCUAACGGAUCCAGCCCGCUACACAUGGCAGUCAAUCAGCUCACGGUAGUGGAUGAUUUUCACACGAAUAACAUCUGUUAUUUUCCCUGUGUCAAACUCGUGGAGUUGUUUCUUGAAUGCGGUGCAGAUCCUAACAAGACGGACAAUCUUGGCAGUACCCCCCUCCAUGUUGUUGUCCAGUACAAUAAGCCGAUAAGUGACUUCAUGACCCUGCACUCGAUCAUUGUGCUCUUGGCCAAAGGUGGCUGUCAUUUGGAUAGGACUAACCAUGAAGGAAAGACAGCCUGUGAGGUAUCAACGACCAGUGUAGCGGAGAUAAUACUUAUCGCUCACAUCAAACCGUCGCUCAAGUGUAUCGCUGCUAGAACGGUUAAAAAACAUGGAUUGAAAUACAAGGGUUUUGUACCCCAGACACUAGAGAAUUUUAUUGAACUACACUGAAAAUAAUUCAAGCAAUCUUAUAAUGUUCUCAUUUAAAAUUAUGAGCUUUGCUCAUGUGCUCGUUUGCACAAGAUGUAUUUUAUUACCGGAGUGUUAUCCAAACGAGAUACCUUUUAAGGCUCGUAAACAAAAAUAAUCCGUCUUGAUUUAUACACGGUUUAAGGAUGUGAAGUUUAUCUUUGAGAGGCAAGGCCGUAUUAAUUUUGAGGAAACUUUUAGUGGGGCACCAAGACCAAGGCUACAGAGGCCAUGGGAUGGUCUCCUUGGCACUUCAUGUAAUUCAAGAUUAUACUUUCACUCCAAGUUUAAUCUCAACCGUCCCCCAACCCUUUAAAAUUCAACUGUGUACAGUGUGUGUUUUGUUUGAUGCGAGAAAGUUAGAAGAAUGGUGUUUGGUUUCGGGGGUACAUGUACGUUACGGCGUGAGAAACCCAAAAUUGUUUUGGUUGAAUUGGCCAAAAUAUUAAGUUAAGAGCAAGCCCUGUUUUUACAAGCAUUAAUGUUGUAAGAGGCAGCCAAAAAGAAAAAACACAAAGCAGAAAUAAGAUUUUAGGACAAGUCAGAAUGUACUCUUUAUACAAGCAGAACCUCUUUAAAUUAUAACAACAGUUGUCUUUAUAACAAGCGUGACAGUAUACAGGUAAAGGCACCUCCAUCCCCAAAGUGGUGGCUACAUCUUGAUGGGAUCGGUUAAACAUGUUCACUUUAUACACGUAUUUCCUCAACAGGCUUCUACGUAUUCUAUGUAAGUCUGACUAUUUUUGAGAACAGCACAAAAAGAGGGAUUCUCUUCACUAGUAGUGAGCCAUUCACUAUGCUGAUUUUAUUCGCAAAAAUAAAAAUGUAUUAUUUAAAUUACAAAUUAUAGUUUCAGUUUAUGACUAAUUGACAACCAAUACACAAUGCCUCCAAACUUAGUACACACUACAAAGUUAUAUUGCGCUGUUUUAAUUUGAAGUACUGCAACAGCAAGAAGGCAUUUUUCUUUAGUCUUUAAAAUCUCACAAUUUAUACUCAUUUAUUCUUGAACUCUAUCUGAUUUUGGUUUCCCCUUACAUAUACACAGAUCAUGAGAUGUGUGACUGGACUGUGAUAAUAAGUGCUUUCCGAGUCAUGUGAAAACAUGGGUGGGAUUCGAACCCACAAAAUCUGCACUCUUCUCAGUUCUCAUGAUAAUCAUGACCAAAAAGUGCAUUUAAAAUUUCUGAAACUUUGUCUGCAAUAAUUUUUAUGUCAUAUUAGGCCCUGUAUGCUUUGUUUAAAAUCUUACUUGAAUACUUCAUGUGUUUUCAUCACUAAUUAAAUAACCUAUAAGCAAAGUGAUAAAAGUACUCGGUAGUACAUUAAAAUUAGUAUUUUUUAGUCUUCAUUACCAGUGAUGCACCG
Messenger RNA from Asterias rubens (European starfish), 3444 nucleotides. RefSeq names its product protein fem-1 homolog B-like. Bases 109 to 2058 code for a protein of 649 amino acids. The transcript has a single exon. Lineage: Eukaryota; Metazoa; Echinodermata; Asteroidea; Forcipulatida; Asteriidae. Gene Ontology annotation, molecular function: protein binding. The record is from RefSeq and is a predicted model, not a curated record.